GAGAAGAGGAGGCAAUUUCAAACCCGGAUGCGCGAGCGAGUUCAGUUGUUGUGGAGCUAACGUUCAUUUAACGUCUAGUACACAAACACAACAACAAAAAGACCUUUAUUUUAAUAACUAAACUGGUCAAGAGAAGAAUACUGAAGUCCGCUAGAUAUGGAGGAAGAAGAGACCGUAUCGAUACUUUCCAGAAAAGAGUUGCGUAAGCAGAAGUUGAUGGAAUACUUGGCAGGAAAAGGAAAGCUGAAACAGCCCAACCCUAAGGCAUACCUCCGUGAAGGCUGUCAGAUUAAGAAACCUGUGGCUUCUACACAGAAGGUUGUUAUGGGGAAAGAGAACAAGGCGCCAGCUGACAGAUUCAGAUAUGAACACACAAAAAUUCCAACUCUGGCUGCUCAAUCCACAAAACACCCUGCUGCCAGAGGAGCAUUUGGUGUCACAAACAAAGUGAAUGUAAAAGCCAGCAUCCUGACUGGACGGCCGAAUAGUACCAAUUGUUCAUCUGCAACUAGUGGCCCGGCAAAGCCAAAACUUAAUCACAACCCUGUGCUGGCAGGAACGUACACUGUUUUGCCCUCCAAAUCCAACCCGGAUGCAGCCAGCCAUCUCAAAAGGCAGCCAAACACAAGAAUACCAUCUUCUGGCAGAGCCUCUUCAAAUGCAGCUCGUACAGCUGUAACAAAGUCAAACAGCAGAUUCAGCAGUAGCUCCAAUGUUACCCGGACAUGUCCAAUGAAGACAGUCAGUGUCAGGAUGAGUCUCGGCCCCAUGGUCAAAACAAAAACAGGACUCAUUCCUGCUUUGAUCCAGCCAAGAAACAGUCAAAGUCAAAACUUAACACACACCUCUGCCGCCGCAGCUGAUUCCACCACCACCACUACUUCUGUAGCUAACAAGGUGCGAUCCAGCACAUCGUCAUCCGUUUCUGUUUCCCAGAGGUCUGCCAUGGCUCCGAGGAAAACUUUACCUACCACCGCUCUAAACAACCAUGAGAGAACAAGAGCUGGGAUUAAAGUUCAAAAUCAGAACAAGUCCAACUCUAAACCACUUUUGGGUAAACAUUCACAGCCAUCUUGUAAGACUCAACUAUCAAGUGGACUGAAAUCGACGUCCACCUCCUCCAAGUGCACAGCAGCACCUAUUAAGCCAGAGGGUAGAGUAGGGACAGCUGGUCAGCCCACAAACAGGUCCACAAAGCAGAGAUCUGUGGGGAAAGGGCAGAAAAAUGGCCAAACAUACAAAGUGGCCUCCCGAACAUCCUCGGGGCCGGCGAGCAGGUGCAAUUCCAGAGCGGUCAGCGGGGUUAUGCAAGCUGCUGAGCUGGGAGGGAAAACUAAGACAGAUGGCAAAAAGGGACACAGUUCAGCAAAUGCCCCUCCACCACAAACGGGUGUAAAAAGAAUAAGCGCUCCAGUGAUGUCCCAGACGGUGCCACGGCCUGGCAGGACCAUCAGCUAUACCGGUCAGGCCACACACACAAAGACACCAAAGGUCCCAGUCAAGGUCGUUCCUCAGACUGAGGGGAAGAAGCUGACUGCUGCCCAAGAGGAAAGAAUGAGAAAACUACAGGAAUGGCGGGAAGCCAAGGGCAUUUCCUACAAGCGUCCCCCAAUGCCGGUAAAAGCUCACGUCAGGCGCACUAUGGCCGUGCCCCAACCUUUCUGGGACACCAUGAAUGAGGAAGACGAGGCCCACUCCCUGAUCAGUGCUGUGGACCGAUCCCUGGCAGACUGCAUCAAAUUGCUUGGCGAGGGUUGCCCUCCAGACCAGGUGAAGGAGGUUCUCUCACGGCUGCCAGCAGUGUCCAAGAAGUUUGCCAAAUACUGGAUCUGCCAGGCCCGCCUGAUGGAACAAGAGGGCAACCGGGAUGUCCUGCCCAUGUUUGAAGAGGCUGUUGGUGUUGUGUUGGAGCCAGUGGACGAGCUGCGGACUGUGGUGUUUGAGAUUCUGAAGAAAAAAGACGAGAUCCAAGCAUCCGCAGAAUAUGAGAAAAAGGAGGACCAAAUUUCAACAGCUGAAAGCACUCCCGAGAGUAUCAACAACCCAAUGAUGACUCCUAACCCUGUCAGAGCUCUCAUCUGGGGAGAGAAAGGAAACUCUUCUGUAGUCAAGUACAAGAUUACAGCAACUCCUGGAAGCAGUAUUAAAAACUAAACGGAACCAUCUGCAGAGACAGUUUAAUGUCACGAGCAGGAAAAACAGGAAAGCCGUGACCAAACCAACCCAGAGCUUGGCACAAAAACCCAAUAGGAAGUUGAGCGGUUUCGAGCGCAGAGGGCCGUGGAGACAUUCAUAACCUGGAUCUUUGGAAGCGGUGACUUAUGGAGUAGAAUAAUGUGCAGAGAGCAGGAUGUUGCCUCCCUUCUAGGCCCUUCUCGGUAUCUCUAAGUUUUGUUUCUUGGUCAAUCCUCCCAUGCAUUUUCCCAUAGCUUUCGCUUAUUAAAAACAAUACCCAUGUCUACCAACACCCUUCUAAUUUCUGAAGCCUCCUUUGUUAGCUGCACGCACCUGUCCUUUCUUAUCUCUUGUGGGACCAAGAAGAUAUAAACUUCUCUGCCACAGAGAGACAAGUUCUAAUAAUUCAUACCGGCAAAACAAGAGUGUAUCACAGCCACAGAAAUCACCCCGUCCUGUUGGUUGACAUUCACAUACACAGAGUAAUAGCACAGGUCAGUGCUCUAACACCGUAUAUAGAUAUUAUAGAAUACAAGCAGUGAAAACAAAAACCAAGUGGAAAUGAGGAUAUUAUUUCAUGCUGGAACUACUUAAUACUUAUAGUAUUAUGGUUAUGCAUUAUGACAGAAAAUAUAUCCCACAAAAUCAUCAGCAUGAUGUAAUUAGCUAAAAUAAUACAGAGUAGUAGCUGGCACGAAUUUCAACUUUUGCAAUGGCUGGAUCAGAUAAACGGCAGGCAGCGAGGGACAGAAAGAGAAGUCGUUCAAAGUCGAGGUUGAAUAUUUUGCCUGAUGUCUUCACACAUCUGGAAGAAGAAAAGAGAUUCAAGCAUGAGAGUUUGCGAUGCUCCUUUUGGAAAG
This is a messenger RNA of Sebastes umbrosus (honeycomb rockfish), 3035 nucleotides long. It is a transcript of the gene ckap2l, whose product is annotated as cytoskeleton associated protein 2-like. The record is from RefSeq and is a predicted model, not a curated record. The coding region runs from base 157 to 2154 and encodes 665 amino acids. NCBI's taxonomy places the organism in Eukaryota, Metazoa, Chordata, Actinopteri, Perciformes, Sebastidae. Gene Ontology annotation, cellular component: mitotic spindle; centrosome; cytosol. The transcript is spliced from 9 exons.